AUGGACCAAGAUGGAUAUCCAAUUUAUCGUCGUCGCAAUAGUGGUCAAGUAUAUAUUGUGAGAGGACAGGAAGUUGAUAACAGGGAUGUGGUACCAUACAAUGCAUAUCUUUCUAAACGGUUCAACUGUCAUAUAAAUGUAGAAAUUUGUGCUGAAGUGAGAUGUGUUAAGUAUAUACAUAAGUAUAUUUACAAGGGUUAUAAUCGCACAACAAUGGUUUUGGGAUUGAUUAAUGAGAUCCAACAAUAUCUUGAUGCGAGGUAUAUUGGACCACCAAAAGCUGCUUGGCGAAUAUUCGGUCAUCAUUUGCAUGCAAAGAUGCCAACAGUUGUUCGCUUGGCACUUCAUCUACCUAGAAUAAAUCGUGUUCUUUUCAAUCCUAAUGACUCAUUCGAAAUGAUUCUUUCUAGAGUUGCGCAACAAAAAUCGACUCUUACUGGUUUUUGUGAUUAUUGUGCUUCCGAUGAAAAUGAAUGCCAAUUCACUUACCAAGAAUUUCCGCAACAUUUGUUUGGCUCAAGUCAGAACAUAGAUGGAAACCAAGAGAACAUGGAUAUGCAAUUGGUAGAAUGUACUUUGCUAGCCCUAACUGUGGUGAAAGAUUUUAUCUACGUUUGUUGUUAA
Molecule: messenger RNA, 624 nt
Organism: Camellia sinensis
Lineage: Eukaryota; Viridiplantae; Streptophyta; Magnoliopsida; Ericales; Theaceae
Source: RefSeq, a predicted model, not a curated record